Amaranthus tricolor (Joseph's coat) is the source of this 3726-nucleotide messenger RNA. RefSeq lists its product as uncharacterized. Gene Ontology annotation, cellular component: mRNA cleavage and polyadenylation specificity factor complex. The coding region runs from base 332 to 2221 and encodes 629 amino acids. Gene Ontology annotation, molecular function: mRNA binding. The transcript has 2 exons. NCBI's taxonomy places the organism in Eukaryota, Viridiplantae, Streptophyta, Magnoliopsida, Caryophyllales, Amaranthaceae. The record is from RefSeq and is a predicted model, not a curated record. Gene Ontology annotation, biological process: mRNA alternative polyadenylation.
GGUUUGUAAAACAGUCUAGUUGAAGAUUAAUCUAAAAUUAUAUUCUUUGAAGAUUGAUAAAUAAAAUCUCAUCAAUUUAGUAAGCUUUACCUUAAAAAGACAAAAGAAAAUAGAAGUACGAAAUAGGUUUUGACUGUAGAAAAUUUAUUUAUAAGAUGAAAAAGGAUUCAAUCCUCAUCCUCAAGCAAGGAGAAUUAGGAGGAACCAAGGAAAGAUAAACAAGAUACCAAUCAAUUGUCCGGAGACUCCAUUAAUACACAGCACAACAAAAUUAAAUAUUAAUUAAAAAGGUGCAAAAUACUAUCUAAACGUUAUUAUAACGUAGACAUAGAUGGAUCCGGUUGCUGAGGAGCAAAUAGAUUAUGGUGAUGAGGAAUAUGGAGGUGCUCAAAAGCUGCAAUAUCAGGGUAGUGGAGCAAUUCCGGCACUAGCAGACGAAGAGAUGAUUGGAGAAGAUGAAGAUUAUGAAGAUCUUUAUGAUGGUGUUAAUGUCGGGGAGGGUUUCAUGCAGUUUCAUCAGGCACAAGGGGGUCCUAAUAGUAUAGGUAAUGGUGUUAUGCAAGUCCAAAUCUAUAAUACCCCUCAACCUAGACAAGAUGCUGGUGUGUCCCGUAACCUUGGCAUUUCUGGAGUUGUUUCCGAUGGAAGGCAGCAGAAAGCAAGUCUUGCUGUUAAAGAACCAGAAUCAGGUUCUGCUAAUCGCAUCAGUGGGGCUUUGGGUCCAGAAAACCAAAUUCAUGAUGGUACUUCUGGGAAUAUGAGCUUUCAAGGCUCUGCCCCUAUAUCUCAGACCGCUGCAACUAAUGUUUCUGAUGUUAAUAAAGCUAACAAUCCUGCUAUUGGAGGUCCGAAUGUCACUCAGGGCAUUGUAAAUAAUCACAUGGCGGCAAAUGUGAACAUGUCUGUGGACCAUAUGAUGGCCAAUGACAAUAUCAUCCGGCCACAAAUGGACAAUGGUCCGACCAUGUUGUUUGUGGGUGAGUUACAUUGGUGGACCACUGAUGCAGAACUAGAAAGUGUGCUGUCACAAUACGGAAAAGUUAAGGAAAUUAAGUUCUUUGAUGAGAGAGCAAGUGGAAAAUCAAAAGGUUAUUGCCAAGUUGAGUUUUUUGAUGCUGCUGCUGCUGCAGCAUGCAAAGAGAGCAUGAACGGACACAUUUUCAAUGGACGAGCCUGUGUUGUGGUCUUUGCUUCUUCCCAAACUCUGAAACAGAUGGGAGCUUCCUAUGCAAGCAAGAACCCACAACAGCCUCAGUCUCAGCCUCAGGGAAGAAGAAAUGCAACUGAUGGAGCUGGAAGAGGCGGUGGUGGGGCGAACUUUUCUUCUGGAGAAGGGGGAAGAGGUUUUGGAAGAGGUGGAUGGGGACGAGGGCAGGGUGUAGCUGCUAGGGGUCCAGGUGGUUCAGGGCCGAGAGGAAGAGGACCAAUGGGCCCUAAAAAUGCCCCUGGGAAUGCUACUGGAAUGGGAGGUGCUGCUAUGGGUAAUUUUGGACAAGGUAUGGGAGCUCCAGGUUUCGGUGGACCAGGCGGAGGAAUGAUGCAUCCUCAAGCCAUGAUGGGUCCUGGGUUUGAUCCAAGCUAUAUGGGUCGGGGAGCUGGUUAUGGUGGCUUCUCUGGCCCUGCAUUUCCUGGGAUGAAUAUGAUGCCUCCAUUUCCUGCUGUUAAUCCUAUGGGACUUGGUGUGGCUCCACAUGUUAACCCUGCCUUCUUUGGCCGUGGAAUGGCACCAAAUGGAAUGGGUAUGAUGGGUGGCACUGGAAUGGAAGGACAUCCUGGUGGGAUGUGGCCUGACCCUAGCAUGGGUGGAUGGGCUGGGGAAGAACAUGGUCAAAAGACAAGAGAGUCAAGUUAUGGUGGUGAUGAUGGUGGUUCUGAUUAUGGAUAUGGAGAGGGAAAUGCUGAAAAGGGUUCUAGGACAAAUGCUGCUCCCCGGGAAAAGGAAAGAGUUACUGAGAGAGACUGGUCUGGAAAUUCUGACAGGAGACACCGUGAGGAGCAAGAUUAUGAUAGAUCUGACAGGGAUCGCAGAUAUAGAGAAGAGAAGGAUGGAUAUAGAGAUCAUCGACAAAAGGAACGUGAUUCAGGUUAUGAGGAAGAUUGGGACAGAGGACAGUCUUCUUCAAGAUCUAGGAGUAGGUCCCGGGCUAUGCCAGAAGGUGAUCACAGGUCUCGGUCAAGGGACGUUGAAUAUGGGAAGAGGAGACGUGCUCCAUCAGAGUAACAAGUCCUGAUUUCACGCCUAUCUUCUGUUAAUUAUGGCGAACGCUGUUCUUCAUGUUUGCAAUAGCUUGAUCUUCCUCCUACUGCAGUUUCCUGAUUGUGGCCAAACUUGCUUGGCUUCUGAUGGUUGCAGCGCUUCUGACUUUUCGUUACCAAAAGUAAGUAUCAAAUUAAGGCACAGAUUGAGGGAAAAUAUAUUCUUCCUUCUGAUCUUGCUCACUAAAGGACAUCACUAGAUGCCAUAUGCUCGUAUCUAAUGCCUUUUGAUUUGAACAGGUAGCUUGUUUAGUGUGACUGUGUGGAACUUAUUUGCUGGUUGGUCUUGUAUGUCGCCAGCUAGAUUAUUAUGAUGUUGCCUCUUUCCCUCUGCUCAAAACAUUAAGCCUUUUAUUGUGACUGGAUAAUCCUUCAUGACUACCCGAGAGUCAUCAUAUGAUCAUUUGUGAAUGAUUGGACUACCUUGUGAUCAUGCGUCGGACCUAUAUGCAUUUCCUUUUCUUCUUCCAAUCCCGCGACCUUAUGUUUGUGUCCAUACUGUUUUAUGGAUAUGAUGCUUAUUCUUGUUAGAUUUGCUUGUUACAUUUGUCGAUGCUUACUUUAGGACACACUGGAUGUGAGUGGUCUAAAUUAGAGUAUAAUGUGUUUCUUCGACUUGUUUUGACUUAAAAAUUUUGGUCAUAUUGAUUCAGGGAGCAGUCUUUGCUUCGUGAUUGAAUCAGCCUAUGUUGAUUAUCCAGAGAAAGAUGUUUUAUGGCUGCCUACAGUAUUUUCCUCUAUAUGGCCAUGUUUUCCGAGGAGCUUUUCUGAUAGUGCUUGAAGAAAGUGUCUUAAAGAGAUAUUACCUGAAUUUUCACUAACUAAAAUGGCUACGUUUGAUUAGUUGUCUCUUAUAACAUUCCUUUCAAGUGUAAUCUUUUUCGCUUGUAAAUUUCAUGUACUCAGUGUAUGGCUGUCGUAAUUACCCGUCAUUUUGUAUCUCUAGCAUCAACUUAAAGAGUCAUGGCCGUUGUAGAUUGUUAAUGUUUCCUGUAAGUCUCAACUCUGUAAACAAGGGUGGCCUUUUUAUGUGAACAACCCUUCUGAUGUAUUUUGUUGUAUUACUUCUUGUAAAACGGGUAACUUUGGCACAUAUGGAGAAGAUAGCAGCUCGCUCCCGAGACACUGUAGUUUGCAUGGGCCUAAUUUUUGGUCAUUUUACCCAUGCAUAGAAGCCUGGUUCUCGGUUUCUGAUCCAACCUACCUUUUCUCGCGCUCAGAGCCAUUCUUAUGUAUAUAAUUAGUUUCUAGUAUUCGUUCAUAAGAAUAAAACUUAGCUUGUAAAUUUCUGUUAGUCUGGUGAGAAUUGUUUUAACCCCGUCUUAUCAGCUUUGAAGCACACAAGAAAAACUAGGAUUCCCUUGUACAGAGUUCGUCAUUCUUGAUAUUAAAAAACUGUAAAUUCAUGUAGAAUUUUGUAUUGAUUUUAUAGGAAGUGACUAGUCUUAUAGAAAGUGAAAAUUCUGAAUC